Porites lobata is the source of this 9025-nucleotide messenger RNA. The record is from the annotation of a GenBank genome assembly. Lineage: Eukaryota; Metazoa; Cnidaria; Anthozoa; Scleractinia; Poritidae.
GCAAAGGUUGAGUCACCUUUUAACUGCAUUGUAACCACACUUUUAACUUGGUAUCCAGGCACUAAACGGAUACGGACAAGCUAGCCUCGGACGUGCCGAAUGGAAGCCGAAUAGAACCGAGUGAGUAUUGGGCAUGCCGAUUGUUUAAUUUCCGGUCGGCUGCUUGCCGUCUACCUGCCUCAUCCUGCAUCGUUAGCUUUUAUUGUGGUAGUUUGGACUUUUGCCUGUGUAGUUUCAAAAGGGCUUCCAAACAUGAGUGUUUUAAACUCCGUUGUGAUUUUGUCAUUGUUUAGCGUUUCUCUCUUUGUGAAUUCAAAUGCAUCGGUUUGGCCUUUACCGACCUCCAUCUAUCUCUCCGGACCUCCUCUUCCGAUUUCGCCAGUUUUUACCUUCAAAACCUCAUCAACAUCGUUCGUCCUCAAGCGUGGAAUCACUCGCUACUUGGAGAUAAUUCUGCAGCAAAUUGCUGGGGAAAACGUGGAUCACCAUCUCAGAGCUAACCAAACCCUGAGUGAACUUGUCUUGAGUGUUCGCAGUGACAACGAAAGUUUGCAAGUUGAUACUUCCUACUGGUACAUUUUAAAAGUAAGCAACGGAAAGGCUAGUAUUGAAGCGAAAACCCCUUAUGGUGCACUGUAAGUGACGUAAAAUAUACUUAACUAAUGUAAUGUAUAGUCAUACUCCAGGCCUCCCUCGCCUCACCUUUCCCCACCCCACUCUAAAACAUUUUUGACAUGCUGUUCUCCUCAGGUAUCAGAUUCAAACCGAGAGGGGCUGGGUACGAAUUCCUUAAACAGCACGAGGCCUACAUAGUCAGAAAGAGCACAUUGAAGUCAGCAACAUUCUCAAGCUUGGUGUUUAUAUUAGGCCCAAGUUGUUCAAGAGAAGGAUAAUGCUAUCCACAGGAUAAAUCUCUAUCCAUUGGAUAGCGCAAAUGGCUUCCCCAAUAUUUAUCGGGUGGAUAGUGAUUUAUCAGGUGGAUAGCACUAUCCAACAUUUGAACAACCUGGGCCAGGCCUAUAUUGAAUGAGAUACAGUGUACACUGUAUAGCCAUUCAAAAACUCCAAAAUUAAAUAAGAAAUACUGUUUAUAUAGACGUCCAGAAGGUGUGUCCCCCAAUCCAUACAUCUCUUUGUAAUUUUCAAGUUUAUAAAUAGCUGUAUCUUGUUCAAUAUUGGCCCAAUCGACACCAGACUACAGAUUUUUCCUAAUCUCAAUGGGCUCUUUCUGACUUAUGUGCUUCCUCGUGUUGUUUAUCCGAUAAUAAACUGGCUCGUACCCAGCCUUCUUUAGUUUGAAACUAGGCAAGACCCUAGGCAAUAGACUCUGACAACUCCUUUGCAAAGACAAAUUGAGAUUUGAAGGAAGAUAGUGAUUCCAAAUCCAUUUAAGACACCCUGUGCUGUCAGCAGAUAUAGCCAGGACCCAUGGUGAGUUGAACCUGUGAUCAGGCCUGAUUAAGCAUUUUAUUUUUGUGUUUCGAGAAGAGAUAGAAAAAGAGAAUGCCUGAUACCAACAUAUGACAACCAUAUAUCCCACAUAUAGCAUUAUCCACCCCACACCCCCCCCCCCCCCCUUCCUCGCUUCUGGGUUACAACCCUGUUCUGGGGGUCAAGUUGAAAUCCGGAGUAGGAUAGGCAGGAUCUUGAAGGUGGAUGCCAGCCAAUCUAAAUACACUUAAUUUUAGCAGAUAUUAAAAGUGUGAAUUUGCCUCCUCUUGCAGGUAUGGAAUGGAAACUUUUUCUCAACUGAUUGUAGAUGGAAAUUUGAUAAACAGUACAGUCAACAUUGGCGACCAACCACAAUAUGUUCACAGGGGCCUUAUGUUAGACACUGGGUGAGCAUCAUACAUUCAUCUCUCAAUAUGAUUUGUAAUUCAGUGGUGGUUAAAAGGUUUUGUUGCCAUUGAUUGUAUAUUUUUUUUACAGGCGUAGGUAUUUUCCCUUUGAGCUUGUGAAGAACAUUUUGGACGGCAUGAGCUUUGUGAAGUUAAAUGUGCUUCACUUGCAUAUAUUGGACUGGUGUAGAUUCAGUGUACAGAGCAAACUGUGAGUAUUCAAAGUACAGUCGAAGCUUUCAUAAGCAACCAACCAAAAUGGCAAGAACUCCCUGAUUUCUAAUAAAAAAAAUACCCUAUUGCAGACUAAACUGUUUGAAAACCAUUCCCUUCACAGCGGCACAUGUCGAAUAGUAAGUUUAUAUCCUGUGUAUUCCAGUACCCCCUGGUACCACCUGGUUGAGUAGGCAUUUAUGGGGAGGGAUGAAAUACAAGCUGCCGUAAAUAAGCCUGCAUGAAAGGCUAUCUGAAACUGUGCCUUGAGUUAGUAAUUCAUUCUUUGGAUUGUAGGAAUGUUACUUUUUGAAAUUGAAGUACAAAAUUUAUGUUAUUUAUGUGUUUCAUCUUUUCUCUUAUUCUUUUCAGUUACCCAGAACUACAAGAAAACACAACUCAGUUUUAUACCCAGGAGCAAAUCAAAGAUUUAGUAUCUUAUGCUGGUGACAGAGGAAUAAGAGUUAUUCCAGAGGUUGAAUCAGCGUAAGUUUGCAAUUAAAAAUCAAGAAGGGUAGCAUAGACCUUAAAAAGCUUUGUUUAUGCAUGGCUAGUCUCGUUCUCUCUACGAGGCUAGCUGUGCACAAACAAAGCUUUUUAAAUCUCCUGCUCAGACAAAAUGGCCGCCACUUGACGAAGGUCUAUUGAGGCAUUUUAUGGCUGUGGAGGGGUGGGGAAGGGGAGGGGGGGCAAGAGGCUUGCACCAAACACUAGAUUCCCUUGCACGUUCUGUCUGUGAUAGAACAGUCAGCUACCUAGUAAUCAGUGGAUAAUAUUGCCCGACUUCAACAAAGAAACAUUUAUUUCAAUAAUAGAGGGUGGAAAUUAAGGCUCUCAGACAUCAAGUCUUUAUGUACAUGGACUGUAAGUGUCAGCAUGUCUGUGGUCCGUGUGUAGUAUUAUUGCUAUGUUUUACAAGUCUUGUAAGGUUACGUUGUUCCUGUUUUUCCCCCUCUGGAAGCAAACAAAACACACUUAAUUGUUUGUCAGUUAGUUUAUUCCAUGUUGUAAUGUUAUAUUUGAUAUUAUGCAGUUCCCAUGUUGCUGGAAUGAUUGGUCUGAUCAACAAAACAAAAGGACUGAGAUUCUGCAAUGAUUCAGGAUUUCUUGAACUCUAUAAUGACCCACAGGUAAGAUUAACCCUUUAAAGCCCCAAUAUCCACAUACAAAUUCCCCAAACUGAUCUCUAUACAUUUCCUUUAAGAAUUAGUUAAGAGAAUUUGAUAAAAGAUCAAAGUAUUUUCUCUUAGGUGAUCAUUUUAUUAAUUCUCAUAACCUCAUCUCAUGACAAUGUAUGGAUAUCGUUAGGAGAAAAUUGAUGUUGGUCACUAUUGGGACUUAAAGGGUUAACUGCAAUCAACUCUCAGAGUUUCCAUUUAAAAUAUCCAUGACUACUGAUGACUAUUGCUGAUUAUCUGUUUGGCUACAUAAGAAAAUUUUUUAACCAAGGAAGGCAAACCUCGAGAUUUCUAUUGACAGGCAGUUGACAAGGCUGAUUAAAGCGCUGAGUGAACUACCAAAGCAAGUAGAAAAAGUGGAGACUGUUGGAGCCUUCUUAUUGCUUUAAUUUUUUAAAGUCUUCUCAUGCCUGUCUAAUAUUCUACUACGAAGCUGAAUUGAUGUGCUAUUUAAUAGCAAAGUUUUCAAGAAAGUAAAUAAAUCCAUUGUUUUUUGUUCAUAUGGAGGCCCUGCCGGGGGAGGGGGGGGGUCAAUUAUGUCGCCCAUCUGAAUUUUAAAAUGUCUCGUGUCCAGCCUCCUCCUCAGGCGCUUCGUUUUUCGCAUGGCAGAGGCGAGUGCGAAACGAGUGACUGGUGAUGAACCGCACAUUUUCAUCAAAAGAGAGACGUCUGGGUACGAGGCAGUCUCGUGUCGGUGUUUAUAAAUGCUUGUUGCUUAUUGUCGGCUUUUUCCGUCACUGUCACAAUUUGGCCGGGGGAGGUUGUCUCUUGUCACGAUUUCAUUUUAGGCACUGUCGCUACUUUUUGGGCCACGUUGCUUGUCGGAAUUUACCCUGGCAGGGCCUCACUAUUAAAGUGUUAUUUGGUGAUCUGGUUUCCCCUCAGGACUUGGCAAAAGUCCUCAAGUUGAAGUGUCCUCUAUUAAAUUAUUACAAAACACCAAUUAAUCAAUUAAUUAUGUAGCAGAUUUAACACUAAAAGCCUCUUUUCAUAAGGCUUGAUUAGUUUAAAAGAUAUAAUUUAUCAUUAUGAGAAGGUUUUUCCGUAGUUUGAGUCCUUUAGUUAAUACAUGUUAGCAGUGUUUGUUUACUUAGACAUGUAUAUGAUAUCCAAUUAGUAUCAUUAUUAUUACUAUAAUAAUAAUAAUAAUAAUAAUUACAAUAAUAAUAAUAAUAAUAAUUAUUAUUAUUAUUAUUACCAUUACUUUUAUUAAUGAGUCUUAUGGUGUACUUGCUGCAACAAGGGAGUAACUCUUACCACAAUGAAAAAUAUCCUUGAAGAAAUGAUGACAUUGUUUCCAGACCAGUUCUUUCACCUGGGUUUAGAUGAAGUUACAACAUCCACUUUGUGCAGCAUACAAAGUAGGUUAAUUUAAUUACAGAAAGUUGAUUGUGGCAUAAUAAAAACUUUGAAACAUAAUCACUCUUUAACGUUACAUGUAUAUGUUAAUUUCUACUUAAUUUUUUAUUUCAGGUAAUUUUUCUUUUUCUUUUCUUUUUCGGAUGUGGGAAUGUAUGCUAAUAAAGUUGAAACAAAAGAAAAGUAAAAAUUACUUGAGAUAGAAAAAGUAGCUAAGUUGUAACAUAUAUAUUCUUAAAAUAAUUAAAUUAGGUUGACGUUUGUUACUAAUGAAUAUAUAAUUAUUGUAACUUCUCAUUUUGAAAUAAUUGAAGAUAGUGUGGUUUUUCAUUAAUAGCUAAGGACAGUUUUGGGAGGAGGCAUUUAUUUGAAAGUUGGUCAAAUGUGACAAAAGGAUUUUUUAACUAUGACAUGUUUAUUUUUUGUAUUAAACUACAGAAUUAGUAUCUUUUGAUGUCAAUAAUUUAAUCAGUCUUAAUGGUGUAUUAUAAAGACUAACUGACUGCGGCCCUCAUUUGGGGGCAGCAUUUAUUACCUCUUUGUCCAAAAUGCAGCAGUUAAUUCGAGUGAAUGCUGGAUGCAAGCUUUCAUCACGUAGUAGUGAUUUCCUUUAAGUUUGACAUAGUAUGUUGUCAAGCAUUAUUUCAGGUAAAAGCAAAUCUCUGUAAAUGCAAUAACUUGGGUGGUUAUUUUCUACACAGAUACCAAAAGCCUAGAGCAAGAACUAAUGAAGUUUCUAGAACAGAAAGGAAAAAUUCCAUAUGCCUGGCAAGAGGCUUUGAUAUCAACUUCUGCUGUAAGCAUUAAGUAUUAUAUAUAUUAUAUAACAUGCAUCUCUUUUGCCUGGAUGAGGUCAGCUGUUUUGUGAAAAUGUCCGUGCAGAUUACUGGGUGUUAUUAAAUCUUAUUUAUUUUAUUUAUGACUUAAUCUCAUUAAUUUUAUUGAUAAUGAUUUCAUCAUAGGCAAUAAAAGGAACAGUGCUCCAGGCAUGGAAAGGCUCAGUAGUAAAAACCCUUAUAGAUGGCGGAUUUCAAGUGUAAGCAAGAAAGAAAGCUGACUGUACAAUAAAUUAUAUCAAUUUUGACAUUAAUUAACAAUAUUUUUGAUUGAGUAAGACUGGUAAAGUUGAACUUCUAAAGUAAUAAGUUGUUUUCCCUUAACAAAACUUUAAUUAGAAAACAAAAAAAAAUUGGCAUUUUACUGAUCCUUAUUUGAUCGGUUUGCGUAGGAGAGGUUCGUCUAUAUUGUUAUUCAUCUCCAUCUUGUUUUUCAAUUUGACAGGAUCAACUCUCUGAGUGGCAACUUUUACCUAAGUAGCCUUGUGGAUUUUAGUGCACUAUGGACUAAUAUUACAGCUGGGGUAACUACCAUUUAUAAUAACAGUAAAGUCUUUAUUUUAGUUUGAACUUGUCCCCAGGGGCUUCUCGGUUUUGAAAACGAGAAGACCCUAGAAAUGAGUUUGCAAAUUUUCAGACAAAUGGUCUCUAUAAGAGGAAAGACACUUAGCAAUACAAAUUUAGCAGCUUCAAGGCAUAUUAAAAGAGAUCAAAGGCUCACUUCCGGUUGACAUUGCGUCGCUCAAAAACGCCUUUGCUUAAACCCCCUAAUGAAAUAGAAGACAAACAUGAGUGAAUCUUCAAAAUAAUCCAUUGACCCUUGAAAUCUUUUGAUAGUACAAGUAUAAGCGGUACAAAAGAUUUGAAUGGAAAUAACUGCAGACAAGUGACUUUUGCAGGAAUUGUUUUUAAAGUUGGCCCAACUUUUUCAAGUUUCAAUCCAUUUCUAUCCUUGCCAUCCGUAGUAACAGGCAAAAGGAAAAAUAGUCAGUGAAUAGUAAAUUACAAAACUAGACCAUUAAUCUUUGGAAUUCAAUUAGUACAAAGACACGUUUUAGCUAAAAGGAUAGCAAAUAGCGCGAAAUAACCCUUAACAUAUCUUUUGCUGUGUCUGUUUGCCUUAUUUUGAAGUUAAAUCCAGAUGAGAUGACAUUUGUUCUGGGUGGUGAGAUGGCCAUGUGGACUGAUGAUUACUGCUUUGUAGAUCAGUGCUUUCUGUACAAGCGAGGAAAAUCUGAUGCAUGGUGGAUGUUUGGACCCGAGAGCGAUUCACAAUUUACUGAGUCAGUGAGUGGAAUUGUAAGUAUCUGUGGUUGUAAAUACAAUAAAUUUCCUCUUAUGAGCUCUCCGCCCCCCAAAUGAAAAGCGCCCCCACUGAGUUACCAGCCCAUUUCCCUGUAAACAAAACAAUACAUCCGCGGUUAUAAGCCUCCCUCCCCCCACGAAUAGGUUCCCCCAGUUACAGGUCCAUUUACCUGUAAAACAACAACAAAACGACACAUCUGGCCAUAAGUCCCCUCCCCGGGUAUAAGCCCCCUCUCCCCCCACUUAUAAGUUUCCCCAGUUACAGGCUCAUUUACCUGUAAACAACAAAAGACAUCCAGAUAUAAGCCCCCACCUCCCGAAUCUUGCCCCCUUUUUGCUUUAAAAUCCCGAGUCCUGGCCUUCAAAGAAGAGGAAUCCCACAUCCCAAAAAACCUAUUAAAGACCCUCUGUAUGGGGCCUGAUUCCAAGGGACAAGCUCGCCAGGUUUGCCAUGCUGGCUCUCUUUAGCAAGUUUGAUUAACUGUAUUCCAGAAUAAUAAUACAUGGAACUAACUCUUCAAAUCUCUUGUUUUAGUUUUCAUUAGAUGGUAAAAUCCAGAAAUCUGGUGGAGACUUGAUUCCGCACACAUUGCUGUUAGCAAUGUGCACCGUUUUCUGUUCAUUUUAACAACAAUGGGUGACAAAAUUAGUUGAGGUGGUUUGUUCCAAUGGGCCUUUCUAUGGCAUUUUACUGCCUGGAACUUAUAUAUAUGUGGGGGGACACUCCGCUAUAUGCUAAUGAGAUAAUGAAAUUUCAGAUUUGGCCCAGUGCCAUUGUUGGAGCUGGUUCAUUUUGGAAUUAUCAGUCAAAACUAACUCCUGAUAGCAAAGAGUUCACGAUGAUGAUAGAUACCCAGCACAAGGUGAGUCGUUGUGUUAGAUUUAUCGAGCAACUUAUAAUUGUCCUGACCUGAUUGGUCAAAUGUAUUGUCUACUACUGGUAAGGUCACAGAGCGAAGUUAAAAGAAAUUGAGCGAACUUUCUGCACAUCCUUCAACCGCCAGAGGGCGCCCGUGUGUAACCACGUCCCUUUUACCACUCAUGACGUCAUCAUUUUAACGGUCAUUGCCCAACCUCGUUUCCAGUGUUCUCUCUCUUGCUUCGAGAGACAAUCUUUCUUUCUUGAAGCAAGAGAGAGAACUCAUGGGAACAAGGAUGGUCAUUGUCGACUUUGAUACUUAACUUGUGCAGGGGAACAAGAUCUUUAAAACCAUACCCAAAUAAGCGUCGUUCAGCGAAACAUAAACGAGUAAAUGGGCAACAAAUAACGUAACUUUAACUAGAAAAUAUUCCAAUGAAACUCUUGUUUCACAAGCCCACUGAAAUGCCUUGAAAUGCACUUCUUGAACUUCGGGGAUUUUGCGAAAACCUCUUCCUGCUAAAAGUAAAGCACUGUAAAAACCCAGGGACAGAAAAAAAGGCUUGGGAAAAGCGAAUAAAUCAAGGAGGAAAAAAUUGCGCAUGCCCUAACUUCGAAAGUGUAAUUUGGGUUUUUGGCAUGAGGAUCGAGUAAAUUACAAAGCAAACAAAGCGUACAGAUUGAAUGAUAAUUAAAAACAAUUAGUGAGCUCGGUUUGAAAAAAAUAAAAUAAUGGUUUCUUAUUGUCUCACAGAUCAAUUAUUUGCUACUUCCGCGCUCGGCAUAAACCAAUAAUUGAUUUGUUCGCAAAUGAUCGUAACUGACGAAACACAUAACUUUUAAUUUCUCUCCCUCCUUCAAUAAUUGUUAAUUGUUUGUUCUUGUAGAGAAUGGUGCAGCGUGGCAUCCUUACUUGUCCUUCCAGGUGUAAAUGUGAUGUCCUCACUAGAUGUGGUCAAAAGUAUCCGCAGCCCUAUGGACUAAUUCUUAGAAUAAGUUAGCUUAGGAAGAGUGAUUUUACGUGACAUAUCUUAUUUAUCUUAUCAAGAACUCCACGCACCGAAAGGUUUAGAGCAUAAAAUUUGGCUUAAGUUCACAAGUUUUGCGACAAAAUACCUGUUAGAAUAGUUCUUGAUGUGUUCUUGCAUGUGUUCGGGUUUUCCAAAGCGUCUUAAAAUGCCCUGCCCUGACAUCUUCAUUCAUAACAUUUGGAAUUUUCUACGCCAUAUUGGCACUGAAACGUACGGAACGUUGCCAUGGCAAUUUUGUAAUUUCACAAGUGAAAUUAUAAAUUAACGCUGUUAUACCACUACAUGAGAAAUUUCUGCAAUUUGAUUGGCUUAUAACUUAUAGAUUAAUUUGAAAUACCUACAUGUGAAAAUUACAAACCUUUUGACGGCAGUAGUAUAAACAAAUAAUAGCAUGAUUUGUACGUAA